Molecule: messenger RNA, 4256 nt
Organism: Megalobrama amblycephala (Wuchang bream)
Lineage: Eukaryota; Metazoa; Chordata; Actinopteri; Cypriniformes; Xenocyprididae
Gene: slc9a3.1
Product: solute carrier family 9 member A3, tandem duplicate 1
Exons: 17
Coding region: 314-2824 (836 amino acids)
Biological process (GO): regulation of pH; proton transmembrane transport; sodium ion transport
Cellular component (GO): brush border membrane; apical plasma membrane
Molecular function (GO): sodium:proton antiporter activity
Source: RefSeq, a predicted model, not a curated record
UACUCUUAUUACGCUCUUACACUGAACCACUGCUCUCGGGAGCACAAACACAGAGGGACAACUGAUGGAAACACUACCAAGUCACCUAGAGAGGGAUAAACUUUGAAAAUGACUGCAGAUUUACAAGAAAACUAACUAAAAGGGGAAACUGCAAUACUUUGUCUCUCCAUGAACUUUGCACUUCAGGACAGUCAAGCUCAUUGGGAACCUCUAAUGCACAGGAUUGUGAGAUUCAGUGAAGGACAACUAUAGUACACACAGUCUGGAGAUGAGAAUGGUACUAUAAGUGCAUCUUUAUCAGUCAUCUGUCGCAAUGCCGAGCUCUACUUACCUCUGCCUGCUGAGGGCAGUUUUCCUGGUGUGUUUUGUUAACCCUUUGAUCCAAGGACUAAGCGGAAAUUCAGAUGUGGUCGAGAAUCCUCAUCAACAGGAAGCGAAUCUCACUGGACUUCCAAUAGUCACAUUUAAAUGGCAUCAUGUUCAGACCCCAUAUCUGGUCAUAGUUUGGGUAUUUGUGGCUGCAUUGGCUAAACUCUCAGUGAUUGAACUAAACCAUCAUGUCAUCAGUAUGUUCCCAGAGAGUGGUCUGCUCAUCAUUGUGGGCUUUAUUUUGGGAGGAAUCGUCUGGGGAGCAGACAAGGCACAGACUUUCAAACUGCUUCCUACCACUUUCUUCUUCUACUUGCUGCCCCAGAUCAUCUUGGAUGCAAGUUACUUUAUGCCCAACAAGCUAUUUUUCAGCAACCUGGGUGCCAUUCUCAUUUACGCCAUCUUCGGAACAUGCUGGAACGCAGCUGCAGUAGGCCUCUCUCUUUGGGGCUGCUAUGAGGCCGGAGUGAUGGGUAACUUGGACAUCGGUCUCCUGCAGUUCCUUUUGUUUGGUAGUUUAAUAGCUGCGGUGGAUCCUGUGGCUGUGAUUGCCGUGUUUGAGGAAGUGCAUGUGAACGAGGUGCUCUUUAUCUUGGUGUUUGGAGAGUCUCUGCUCAAUGAUGGCGUCACAGUGGUGCUUUACAAUGUAUUUGACGCUUUUGUUGCUCUUGGAGGCCCAAUGAUUGAUGCCGGAGAGAUUUUUAAGGGCAUAGUUUCAUUUGUUGUGGUGGCAUUUGGAGGCUCGUUUCUUGGCGUUGUGUUUGCCAUCCUGCUGUCCCUGCUGACCAGAUGCACCAAACACAUUCAGAUCAUCGAAGCUGGCUUUGUCUUUGUGGUGGGAUACCUGGCUUACCUGACAGCAGAGAUGCUCUCCCUCUCUGCUAUACUUUCGAUCACUUUCUGUGGUGUCUGCUGUCAGAAAUAUGUGAACGCCAACAUGGAUGAGAAAUCGGUCACAACAGUUCGACAUGCUAUGAAGGUGCUUGCGAAUGGCUCAGAAACCAUGAUCUUUCUAUUCUUGGGCAUUACAGCCAUCGAUAAGGAGAUAUGGGUUUGGAACACAGGUUUCAUUCUCCUCACUCUCCUCUUCAUCAUUAUCUACAGGAUCAUAGGUGUUUUCUUGUUUACCUGGAUGUUAAACAAGUUCAGAUUGGUUCCCAUCGAGCUCAUUGACCAGGUUGUAAUGAGCUACGGUGGCCUGCGGGGGGCAGUGGCGUAUGGACUAGCAGCCAUGCUAGACGAAAACAAGAUCCCAGAGAAGAAUCUGAUGAUUAGUACCACACUCAUUGUGGUGUAUUUCACUGUCAUUCUUCAGGGAAUCACAAUGAAGCCAUUGGUUCAGUGGCUCAAGGUCAAAAGAGCAGCUCAUUCUGACUUGAAACUUGUUGAGAAACUGAACAAUAGGGCAUUUGACCACAUACUAGCAGCAGUGGAGGACAUUUGUGGCCGUAUAGGAGAUAACUGGUGGACGAGAGGUUGGAAGAGGUUUGAGGAGAUGUAUAUCAGCAGGAUAUUGAUGAAACCUAAGGCCAGAAAAAACAAAGACUACCUCUUUAGUAUCUUCCACAAACUCAAUCUUGAGGACGCUAUAAACUACGUCAGUGAGGGUGAACGCCAAGGUUCUCUGGCCUUCAUUCGUAGUGAUGAAGCAGCCAACAUAGAUUUCAAAAAACAAUUUGAUUCAGAAUUUGCAGAUGUGAUGCCUGAUAUAAUGGUUGAUAUGUCAAAUUGCGAGUUUGGAAUCGAAAAUAAUUCAGUAACCUCCAUUGUAAAAGACACUAUUCCCUCGAUAUCCCUGGACAUCCAUGGGCAAGACAGGAAGAAUGCGGUGGAAGACACCAAUGCCCAUCAUCUUCUACAGCAGCACCUGUACAGGAGCAGAAAGCAUCACCGUCACAAAUACAGUCGCAGCCACUUCGGCAUCAACCAGAGUGAAUACGAGGUACAGGAGAUCUUCCAAAGGACCAUGAGGAGCCGCCUCGAGUCCUUCAAAUCUGCUAAGACGGGUGUCAACCCUGCCAAAAAGAUCACAAAGCACCACAAGAAGGAGCAUCAGAUGACUAAUGGACACCCAGAGGGCGCAGACCAUCUAUAUGGAGAUGAAGUUGACAGUGCUGUGGGUAGUGAGACUGGUGCUGUGAAUAAUACUUUCAUGAGAGGCACAUAUACACCUGGAGCUGGCAUAGAGAAUCCAGCAUUCAUGCCAGAGGUGGACAUUCCUACUCACAGCCCACCCUGGCUAAUGGAAUCUGAGACGGACAUGGCUGUCGCACCUUCCCAGAGGGCCCAGCGACGUCUGCCCUUGACGCCCAACAGACUCCGGCGUCUUGCACCCAUGAGGAUCAGCAACUGCUCCACGGACUCCUUCCUGAUGGCUGAUGUUUCUUUAUCUCUAGAGGAGAAUGAGGAACAGCCCCAAGGAGACCAUGACGAAAUACGACCAGUCUUUGAUUAGAUACUUCAGGACGAUUAGGCGGCAUGUCACAAAGGACAUCCACAGACAUGACAGUGCCCGUACUGUCUACAGAUUUCCAAUUUACAAAACGAGGUGGAACUGGCGAAUUGCUGCAGGAAAUCCCACCGAAAGAAUGAAACCAUGGAUGUUUCCAGCACUAAUUUAGGAUCCAUUUAGGGCAACAUACUCAUGUACUACUGUGUGCGCAGAGUAGCUGGAUGAUGGUUUGUCAAAACAUUUUUCUACCUGUGUUUCCCAUUGGAAAAAGGGAGUAUGGGCUUUGAAGAAGUUUUAUUAUGCUUUUCUUUCUUUAGUGUAUAAUGUUGCUGUUUAAGCAUGAAAAAGGUCUGUCCAAAGUCCACUCCAAAGGAAGUUAUUCUCUAUACCAGUAAACACUCUUUCUCCCAUGAAAUACCUCCAUUGUAGUCUUAUAUUGUAGACAAUAUUCUACAUUUAAAUAACUCCCGCCCAAAUCAUGUGCAAAAAAGGGGCAAGGCCUGGUUGAGUAUUGAAUCUUGCAGUUGCGGCAAGCGGCGCGAUAUUUCCGUAACACGCUGGAAGCGUUUGACCAAUCACAACACACUGGUCCAACCGACCAAUGCAGAGCACAUUGCACUUUUUGGAAAGAGGAACUUCACUGAGAAAGGAACUAAACAGAGCAUUACUGACAGACCUCUGAAGAGAGGUGUAAAAUAUGUGAAAAAUAAUGUCUUUUGAACAUUCAAGCAUGAAAACUUAUUCUAGCAGACCCCAAAAACAAAAUCAAGACUUUGGAAAAGGGCAUUAUAGGUCCCCUUUAAAAUAGCCAAUAACCUUCAGUUUACAUCACAUCCAUAAAGAUUAUAUUCACCUUGUUAUUUCUAGUCAGUUUUUAAAUGCAUUCUGUAUAUUUGCUGAAAGGGUAUUCUUGUCAACUUUUACUGAAGGAGUACACUAGCCUAUAGAAAGACCACAAAACAAUUUGUAUUUCAUAGGUUUGAUUUAAUUUGAUUUCUUAACAAAAUGGUUUGAGGGGGAAAGGUUGAGAAGACAGGGAUGUAUUUUGUGCAAUAAUGUUGAUAUAGUGAGGGCAAAGCCAUUUUGUCUUUUUCAAGAUUCACCUUGUGGUUUAAUUUUUAAUGGCACUUUACUACAGUGAUGUCACCUGUGCAAGGCACAUUCUUCCCUGCACUGCAAUAUGAUAAGUAUAUUAAUAUGGAAGGUAUUAAGUAAAUAAUUAUAUCAAGUGAGUGUUUAUUCCUCUGGAAACUUGUAGAAAUCAAUGGAGGUGUUAGUAUUUUAGUCUGUGACUGAUGUGGUAAUUGUUAUAAACUCUGUGCAUGGAAAUAUUUUUAAUCAAUUGGUUUUAUCUUGUCAUUCAAAUAAUGCAUUUCUCUGGGCAUUUUACUUUCUUUUAUGGGAUUAAUAAAGUAUUUAUCAACAUUUCUAUUUA